AUGGCGGACGGACCGCAUGGGCCUCUCAAGAGAAAUGCAUCUGAAAGUGAUAUAAGCAGUAGUGAUAAUGAAAGUGAUUUCAGUGCUGACGAUAGUAUAGCAGAUAGAGAUUAUCGUCCAACUGUUAGUGGAUCUGAAUCUCCAUUUGAAUCUGAACAAUCCAUCUCUGGAGAAGAGUCGUCAGAUGAAAAUUUUGAGGAACCAGUCCAAAACGUAACACAACAAGCUGGAACAUCACGAGGUGUUCUGGUAACGCCGGAUAAAAGCAAUCCUUCUCGAUGGCGGAAGACGAAUAUAGAACGGAGGGAGAAAAAAAAGCGCCAAAUCAAACGAAAUCUUGGAUGCAAGUAUGAAAGUAGUAGGGGAAAAACGGUUUUGGAUAGGAAAAUUGGCCCGUCUUGUAACUGCAAGAAGAAGUGUAGAGAGCGACUCCUGGGAAAAGAAACUGACAUUUUCAAUUCAUUUUGGAACUUAGGUACCUACAAGGCCCAAAACACUUACCUGUUCGGAUCCAUAAAAGCUGUACCAAAGAAGCGUUCCUAUAAAAAGAAAAUAAAAAGAAGAGAAUCGUCUCGAAAAGUCACUUAUCAAUAUUUUGUCAAAGUAAAUGGAAUUGACAUACAGCUGUGCAAGCAAGAAUUUUUAGCCAGUCAUGGUCUGCAAAAGUCUUCUAAGCGCGUUAGGCUUAUUUGCAAUCAGAUCUCAGACGGGCGAAGUGUUCCACAAGAUGACAAGAGAGGAAAACACAGCAAUCGGCCAAAUAGAACACCACUUGAACAAGUACAGUCCGUUCAUGACCAUAUACGCGCGUUCCCAAAAUAUGUCAGCCAUUAUAGCAGAAAGAAAAAUCCAAGCAGAGUUUACCUUGACCAUGACAUUAGUAUCUCUGGACUUUACAAGGAUUUUUAUAUUGACUGGUGUAGGGAAAAAAAUAUUACCCCAGUCAAAGAACACAAGUAUCGAAGAAUAUUUUGCAAUGAAUAUAACAUAGGCUUCAAAUUGCCGAAAAGCGAUACGUGUCUAACAUGUGAUUCAAUGAAAAUUGCUAUUCAAACAGCAACUGCGAACAAGAAUGAAGAAGACCUUAACAGACUGAAACUUGAGCUUGAGUUACAUCAUAGGAGAGCAGAAGCCAUGUCAAAUAAUAUGAAAGAGGAAGUAAAAUCAGUUAAACAAACCAAUAGAAAAGUAUUAGUUAUUGCAUUUGACUUGCAGCAAACUCUUCCAACACCUAGUCUUACAGUUGGUCCAGCAUUCUACUUGCGUAAAGCUUGGACUUACAACCUUGGUAUUCACGAUUGCAUAUCUGGACAAGCAAGCAUGUUUAUGUGGACAGAGGCUACAGCCAAGAGAGGAAGUGAGGAAAUAGCAAGUAUUUUAUUGAAGUAUCUCUCAUCUAGAGAAACAAAUGAACAAUGGGAACUUGUUGUUUUCACUGAUAACUGUGGAGGCCAGAACAAAAACUGGCUAAUUAUGGCACUAUGGCUACAACUUGUCAGGGAAAAAAAAUUCAAAAGUAUUGAACAUAGGUUUUUGGUAUCAGGACAUACCUAUUUGCCUUGCGAUAGGGAUUUCGCCCAAAUUGAAAAACACAAGAGGUAUUUGAGACAAAUUUAUUGCCCAGAGGACUGGUACGAAGCCGUUAGAAAAAGUAAAAGAGCCAAUCCAUUCGAAGUUAUUGUUAUGGAACAGAAAGAUUUCUUAUCGUUUCAAAAAGUUCCUAUGGUGAAAAAAAACAUAACUGAAGAUAAAGAGCCUGUAAAUUUCACAAAAGCACGCUGCUUCCGAUUUGAAUCGGGUGAACCCAAUACGAUGUUUAUAAAACAUGAACUAAAUGGAAAUUUAAAAAAAGUUAAUGUUGGAAAGCGUGGAAAUAGGUUAGUUCUUCAGUCAGACGAUAUUCUUGACAACUUAGACUGCAAAUACAAUGAACCUGUAAAACUGAACAGCAAGAAAGUUGAAGACUUAAAAAAACUUUUGCGAUACAUACCACCUAUCAAUCAAAACUUUUAUGUUACUAUUUUCGAGCAGUGUGCUGGAGAGCACAUUGACGAAACUGAAGAUCAAAAUAUUGCGGAAGAUGUGGAUGGAGAAGACUAG
Molecule: messenger RNA, 2100 nt
Organism: Ceutorhynchus assimilis (cabbage seed weevil)
Lineage: Eukaryota; Metazoa; Arthropoda; Insecta; Coleoptera; Curculionidae
Source: the annotation of a GenBank genome assembly